GGAAUUGUAGGGUAGUAUAGGUGUCGAGCAAACGCAUACUUCUUCACAUGCAAAUGUUCUGAAGAUAAACACGAAGCACGUGACAUACGCCUCUCCUCACGUGACUCACCACCCUUCAUAUACGCCCUUCCCUCCCAACCAGCAAGCUCCUCAAAGAAACGAUAGAGUAUCAUCAAUGGCUCGAAAUCCAGAAAACCUCUCCUAUCAAUUGGCCAAGGCCUCCACUGCCAUAACCUUUUCCGGGUCCCUCUCCGUCCUCUCCAGUUUGACACUCACUGCCGUUGUUAUCGGUUUGGUGGCAGCAACACCGUUGCUGGUGAUCUUCAGCCCGGUGUUGGUACCAGCCGGAGUUGCAAUGCUUCUGCUGAAUACUGGGCUUGUUAUGUCGGGAGGGCUUGGCGCAACAGCGGCGAUGGUGUUUUACUGGGUUUACAACUAUGUGACAGGACAGCACCCGGUUGGUGCUGACAAACUGGAUCAGCUGGCUUCAACAUUGGCGAGCGGGGUUAGAAGCAUCAAGAACUGACACGAAGAGCGGCCUAGGAAGCUCAUCAGCAACGAUACACAGGGUGCACAAUGAUAUCAUCAAACAGAUAUUAACGCGGCAAUGGUUGCUUCAUGGCCAAGAAACAACUACUAUGUAAUCCUUGUUCACUGUCAGCUCUUAUUUGUGUGAGUUCCAUACCAAUCUGUGAGGAUCAGUUUUCUAUGCCGUUUUCUAUGUGGUAAUACAUUCGAAAUAUGCUGAGCA
Molecule: messenger RNA, 751 nt
Organism: Malus domestica (apple)
Lineage: Eukaryota; Viridiplantae; Streptophyta; Magnoliopsida; Rosales; Rosaceae
Product: oleosin 18.5 kDa-like
Biological process (GO): lipid storage; sexual reproduction
Cellular component (GO): monolayer-surrounded lipid storage body; extracellular region; membrane
Source: RefSeq, a predicted model, not a curated record